This is a messenger RNA of Oikopleura dioica, 489 nucleotides long. Lineage: Eukaryota; Metazoa; Chordata; Appendicularia; Copelata; Oikopleuridae. The record is from the annotation of a GenBank genome assembly.
AUGAAAGUCAUCUUUGCCUUGACAAUCUUCGCUUUCGUUUCGGCCGAGCACUUUGAAAAGAUCCGAAUGGCUCGAUUCGAGAAGCUGGUUGGCUCCGAGGUCGAUUUGGCCGGUCCUAUUGCGGUUGCAUCCAAGGCCGACUGCGUUGGUCUCUGCCGAUCUGCUUCGAUUUUCAUUAGCCCGACAAGACAGUACGAUGCCCAGUGCGAUUUGCCCGAUGUUUACCGCAAUGGACAAUGCUUUCUUUCUGGAAUUCCGUCUUUGCAAAAAUUCAACCUCGACAAAACCGGCUCUCGCGCAUUGUCUUGCACGUACCUCUGCGCUUUCAUGUCCGACUGCAUGUUGGUGCAGACGGAGACGCGAUAUACAAGCAGACGAACCUACAAGACCUGCUCGUUUUUCAAUGGAUACGUCCAAGUGGAGAAAACACGGCUCUCCGUCCAAGUUGAGAUGAAAAAAGACAUCUUUGAUGAAUAUUCACGCAUGUAA